GAUCUUCGUGGUGCCCGCCACCUCCUCACUUCCCAGCAUUCCUUGCCUGGCAUCCCCGUGGCCUUGAAACAGUCCAUUGACCUGCGCACAUCCAUGGACGGGAAGUACAAAGAGAUUGCUGAGGAGCUGUUCUCCCGCACUCUGGCAGAGAGUGAGAUGCGCAGCGCUCCCUAUGAAUUUCCAGAGGACAGCCCCAUCGAACAGCUGGAGGAGAGACGUCAUCGCCUCGAGCGGCAGAUCAGCCAGGAUGUCAAGUUUGAACCCGACAUCCUCCUGCGAGCCAAACAGGAGUUCAUGAAGACAGACAGUGCCACAGAUCUGGAAUACAUGAAGGAGCAGAGCCAAGCUCCCGUCCUACAGGAGAGAGAACUGGUUCCAGAGCGAGAGUACCAGAGAGUCACUAUUUCUGGAGAGGAGAAAUGUGGGGUUCCCUUCACAGAUCUGUUGGAUGCUGCCAAAUGUGUGGUGAAGGCUCUGUUCAUCAGACAGAAGUACAUGGGCCUAUCGCUGCAAAGUUUCUGCAGGACCACCGCUCGUUACCUGCAGGAGCUGAGUGAGAGACCUCUGGACUUAGAUAUCUAUGAGGAGGAGAUCCCAGAGACCACAGCCACUGCAGAUGCCACAGUGCACCCACCUGUUUCUGAAACGCACCCCUACGAGAACCAGGACCCUGCCAGCAUGCCCCCUGACACGGGUUACGGGUGCAAGAUGGUGGAUGGUGUCAUGCAUGUGUACACGACGAGGAACGUCAUGGAAAAGAGCACAGAGCUGGACCUGCCGUAUCCAGACCUGCAGGAGUACAUUGCUGACAUGAACGUCAUGAUGGCCCUCAUUAUCAAUGGACCAGUAAAGUCCUUCUGCUACCGUCGUCUGCAGUAUCUUAGCUCCAAGUUCCAGAUGCACAUCCUGCUGAAUGAGAUGAAAGAGCUGGCAGCACAGAAGCAAGUCCCACAUCGAGACUUUUACAAUAUCCGUAAGGUCGACACACACAUUCACGCUUCGUCUUGCAUGAACCAGAAGCACCUUCUGCGUUUUAUCAAAAGGGCCAUGAAGAAGUAUCCUAAAGAGAUUGUGCAUGUGGAAAGAGGCAAAGGUCAGACGCUCAUGGAGGUGUUUGAGAGCAUGAACCUGACAGCCUUUGACCUGAGUGUGGACACCCUGGAUAUGCACGCAGACCGCAACACUUUUCACCGCUUCGACAAGUUCAACGCCAAAUACAAUCCCAUUGGCGAGUCCAUCCUGAGAGAGAUCUUCAUCAAAACAGACAACCACAUCGAGGGGAAAUACUUUGGGCACAUCAUUAAGGAGGUGAUGGCUGACCUGGAGGAGAGCAAGUACCAGAACGUGGAGCUCAGGCUGUCCAUCUACGGGCGCUCCAGAGAUGAGUGGGACAAGCUGGCCAAGUGGGCCGUCAAACAUCGGGUCUACUCCAAUAAUGUGCGCUGGCUUGUGCAAGUGCCUCGACUCUUUGACGUCUACCACACAAAGAAACAGCUGUGUAACUUUCAAGAGAUGCUGGAGAAUAUCUUCAUGCCUCUGUUCGAGGUUACAGUCAACCCCAGCAGCCAUCCAGAGCUGCACCUCUUCCUUCAGCACGUGGUGGGUUUUGACAGUGUGGAUGAUGAGUCAAAACCAGAGCAACAUAUCUUCAACCUGGACAGUCCGCUGCCUGUCAAUUGGACAGAGGAGGACAACCCGCCCUAUUCCUACUACCUCUACUAUAUGUAUGCAAACAUGACUGUGCUGAAUCACCUGCGCAGGCAGCAGGGGUUUCACACACUUGUCCUACGUCCUCAUUGUGGGGAGGCUGGGCCAAUCCAUCACCUGGUGUCUGGUUUCAUGCUGUCAGAGAACAUCUCCCACGGGCUGCUGCUCAGGAAGGCUCCUGUGCUGCAGUAUCUGUACUACUUGGCCCAGAUAGGAAUCGCUAUGUCCCCUCUCAGCAACAACAGCCUGUUCCUCAGCUACCAUCGUAACCCUCUACCAGAGUACCUGUCCAGAGGCCUCAUGGUCUCUCUGUCCACAGAUGACCCGCUGCAGUUUCACUUCACCAAGGAGCCCUUGAUGGAAGAGUACAGCAUUGCUGCUCAGGUGUGGAAGCUGAGCUCCUGUGACAUGUGUGAGCUGGCCAGAAACAGUGUGCUGAUGAGUGGAUUCUGUCAUAGGGUGAAGAGCUCCUGGCUCGGCCCCAACUACAUCAAGGAGGGGCAGGAGAGCAAUGACAUCAGGCGCACCAACGUUCCUGACAUCCGUGUGGCGUACCGGUAUGAGACCAUGUGUGAGGAGCUGAAUUUAAUCACACAGGCCAUCCGCACAGAUGAGCUGGAGACCAUCGAGGAGGAGGGGAGUCUGUGUAUGGGAGCUGUGCAGGGAGAGAAGUGAAACAUGAGGCACAACACAAACACGAUUCUCACAACAUUCCCUGUCUUCACAUCAGGACUUUGUACAGACUUU
Molecule: messenger RNA, 2454 nt
Organism: Chelmon rostratus (copperband butterflyfish)
Lineage: Eukaryota; Metazoa; Chordata; Actinopteri; Chaetodontiformes; Chaetodontidae
Gene: ampd2b
Product: adenosine monophosphate deaminase 2b
Exons: 17
Coding region: 94-2382 (762 amino acids)
Biological process (GO): AMP metabolic process; IMP salvage
Cellular component (GO): cytosol
Molecular function (GO): AMP deaminase activity
Source: RefSeq, a predicted model, not a curated record